AACCGCGACUACUUUUGGCUUCAAUCCUGCAACGUUGGAAAAAGAAGAAGCAAUGAUGGCAAAGCCACAGCAACCCAGCCAACCUUCAACAAGCUAACUUGUCUUCCUCCAGGGUUUGGUGCUGACAACAUCCGCUCUUGCCUUCAUUGCUACAAUUCUGCAUCAAUUCAAGUGGACUCUACUCCUCUGAUACAAUCUUUUGAUUUUGCGCAACCAUGGUGGAGGUGGAUUGGCCAGAGACAGCAGUGCCCUUGUUCUUGCCGCAAGAAUGGCAAAGCCCCAAAAACCGACCGUCCGUCCCUGGUGAUCCUCCCAAAUGUGUCUACAAAUACGAUGAAAAAGAAAAUCUCUUGAAAUUGGUUUCCUUGGACGAUCCAGAAGUGGUGAUUGAUAUUCUCGAUCCCGACGAUGUGAUCAAUGUGGCGGUCGAAAUCAACAUGACCAACGACAUGGAUCCUCGAGUCACUACUACUAACACUACUACCGACGACAAGGAAGACACGGGUCGUCCAUCCAAUGCUCCUCCCACAGACACACUGUCCGAUACAAAAGGUCACGCCGUAUUGACAAUUUAUUCCUAUCCGCGAGAAGACCCCAACAAUCCACCCGACAAGGGAUCCUCCAUUUUACGGUGGUGUGGAAUGGGGAAAAUUAAUCCCAAACCCCGCCCAACAUAUCAACGUCCGGGCGAACAAGAAUGGGAAAAAUGGGGACAUCGCUAUGCCUUUCAUCGACGAUUCACCGUGGUACCCAGUGAAGAUGUGGGACCACUCAAUCAACUCGUCAAGGCCAUGCGACAAGCGGCACAGUUACUACAAGAUCGAGGACGAGCCUUGGUCGUUGUCAACCCCUUUGCUGGCGGACAAAGAAAGGCGGAAGGAUUGUAUCACGAUAUUGUCAGUGUCGUUCUAGAACAAGCCAAUGUGGAACACGAUCUCGUCGUUACCAAAUAUGCACUUCAUGCCAAGGAACGCAUGAUGAAAGGAGGUGGUAAAGAUGAUCAAGAAGAUGAUGGUCGAGAUUUGGCAGAAUAUACGGCACUCAUCCCCGUCGGUGGGGAUGGAAUUGUAUUUGAGUGCCUGCAAGGAAUCAAAGCACGCGACGAUGCUCUCGAAAUACUCCAAAAACUCAAUGUUGGCAUUAUCGGUGCAGGAACGUCCAAUGGAAUGGCCAAGUCCAUUGCCGUUACCAGUCAUCAACAAUCGUCCGUGUUGGAUGCUUCCUUCCUCGUUGCCAAGGGAUGUACACGACCCACGGAUUUGAGCGAGUAUUGGACUGCCAAUCAGUCGUACUGGUCUUUUCUGACAUUUUCAUGGGCCAUGAUGGCCAGUAUUGAUAUCGAUUCCGAGUGUCUCCGAGCCUUGGGAACUUUCCGGUUUGAUCUGUGGGGAGCAUGGUGUGUCGUGGGAAUGAAAUCAUACAAAGCCAAGUUUAGUUAUUUGCCUCCCGACAAGGAUGACAACAAAUCCGAUCCCACGUUGCCGGCAAUGACUGAGGAACUACCAGCUUCCAAAUGGGUCACUGAAGAAGAUGACUUUUUGUUACUGUGGACGUCGCAUGUCGCAUAUGGCGGAGAGAAAGUGUAUCACUGUCCUCCCAGUCGAUUGGAUGACGAAGUCUUUCAUAUCUUGGUGAUCAGAAAAAAGAACACGUCCCGUCUUGCCAUGGCCCAAAUGUUGAUUGGAAUUGAAGACGGCUCACACGUCAAGUUCCCUCAGGCUGAAUUCAUCCCGUGCACUGCAUUUAGGCUGGAGCCUGCAACACCUUCCAUCAACGAUAUCGAUGGGGAAGUCGUUGAAUCGGGACCGGUGCAAGCCAAAGUCAUGCCGGGUGCCAUGAAAGUUUUCUGCAAGUAGAGUUGAAAGACAUCCGUAUUUUUAAAAAAAGAGAACUAAUCUAGGUGCGAUCAUAUAGAUUUAUUGCUGAAAUGGUAGACGAUGUUGCUGUGAGCGGGCGCCAAGAGGGCUGGACUACACAUACGACUGAACUGUUGCCUCGAGUUGGUCUUCGCUCAAUGUGCGCGAGGUACUAAUAUACUGUGUUAGGACUUGAAUUGCGAACCCACCAUCUCGUAAGGCACUGUAUUUUGAUUGUUUGCGCUUGGUUUCUCUUAUUAAGGUGCUUUCAGAAACCACAAGUGAGAUUUCGAUUUGGUCACUAAGGGGUUAUCGGAGGACUACUAGUACGGAGUGCAGAAGAGGGGAAAUCCGGGGCAUCAUCGAAGGGGGUGGUGCGAGUGAGAGAACCAAGGACGGAGCAGGCCAGAAGGCCUGGGCACCAUCAUCCCAAUGCCGGGAGCUCAAUGUAGACUAGUACUGGUACCGGUAGCAGGAAUAGGGGAACCACGGAGAGCACAUCGUGCGCAGCUGCUCGAGCAAUGAUCAUAUUGCGUCACGUACGUCUACUACAAUGUAGACUAACUGGUUUGCAUGCGUUGGAGUGGGGUCUGUGAUUCGGUUAGUGUGGAAGUGACUCUGCAAUCACCCAGUCCAGAGCUGCGCAGUUAUGCUAGCUCUUUCAUCACCAGGUAAUGUCUGCUGGUAACACUGCAAAAUGUGAUGAUUGCUUGCUGCCUGGUGGUGGAUUGAUUCUCCACUCCCAUUAAAAUAGACAUGGUAGAGUCUACCGUAGCUAGCUAGCUCUUGCUAAAUGUAUUAGUACGCGUUGUGCUAUCGGCACUGUGCUCUUGGAUGAGAUGUGAUC
Seminavis robusta is the source of this 2703-nucleotide messenger RNA. NCBI's taxonomy places the organism in Eukaryota, Bacillariophyta, Bacillariophyceae, Naviculales, Naviculaceae. The record is from the annotation of a GenBank genome assembly.